Eremomyces bilateralis CBS 781.70 is the source of this 863-nucleotide messenger RNA. RefSeq lists its product as uncharacterized. NCBI's taxonomy places the organism in Eukaryota, Fungi, Ascomycota, Dothideomycetes, Eremomycetales, Eremomycetaceae. The coding region runs from base 265 to 762 and encodes 165 amino acids. The record is from RefSeq and is a predicted model, not a curated record. The transcript has a single exon.
UUUACAGGACUCAAACUCAUUAUUUUCUACCUGCGAUCGUUGCGAUCGAGUGUAUACGAAGCAAGCCAAUUCAACAUCGACAUUCCUGCGGAGCUGCAAAAACCAAACGGAACCCGCAGGACAGGUCGUUGGUUAAACCCCCUUUCCACUUCACUAAGACAAUAGAUAUUGGGGAAAUGAGAGCCAUUUCUCCGGCAAAUUGCGGAUAUACGUCCUUCAAACGCAACCGUUCAUGAUAAAUCAAACAGAAACCCGAUCCGAAACAUGUCAGCAAGAUCAAUAACUUCCUCUCAUCACUCUUCCACUCUUGGCAAAGUUUCACCUGGAAGUAUCGCUCCCACUCGACACUCGUCUCGGCGAUCUCAUUCGAGCGAAUCCAAUCAUUCCGCCCGCAGCGAUACGACCGAGACACCUACCCAACUUUCGUUGUCGCGGUCAUUGAUAGCCACCCGCUCUUCCAGAGGACGCGGGGACGCAAUCUCAACAGAGUCUAGCAAUGCCUCGCCCCCCCUAUCGCAGUCGCCUUCGUUUCGUUUAACUAGGAAGCGAGCCGCAGAAGAAUUCGAACGAACCGUGGAAAGCAAGCCGGUGGAAGUGGACGAAAUGGACAUGGAAGAGAUCAGUCCGACACACACGAGAGCGAGCUCAGGGGACAGUGGUGGCGGACAAGCUGGACUCCAUGUGUGUCUUUGUCAACCAGAUCCCAAAAUCCCCAGACCCAGAAAUGGUGAGUCAAAUAUCUGUCAUGUCUGUAGUCAGUGAGCUUUCUCGCUCCAAGCCCUCACAUAUGAUGUGUACUCAUUUGGUUCUAUGCACAACUUCGCGCUCUCUCUCUCUCUCUCAUGGAGCCUCAGGAGUCCUUG